UUUUUUUUCUACGGGUGGAUUUACUCUACUCUAGUUUAUCUUUGCCUCCGCUAUUGUUAUCAUCAUCAUUAUCAUCGUCAACAUCCCAACUUUAAUUUAUAAAAUCUCCUGACCUACUUUAUAUCUCUUAAUAACAAUCCACUUAUUUAAUAAUCUUUAGUCAUUUUAGGUAAUUAAUCCAUGAAAAACGCUAGCCUCUUUAAAAUCAGGUUGGAGAUCUUUAUUCUUCUCAUAUGUUUAUCGACAGCAGAAUUUUCAGUACCUUUUUGCCACAUUAUAGAUACGUAUAAACAAUUUGAACAGAAAGCCAGUGAGAAGAAAUAUUUAUUCACUGAAGAAAUUUGUAUUUCCCUUCAAUUAAUUAAUCAAUUAAUUAAUUAUGGGAUGGAAAUACAAAAAAUAAUAACGAAUAAACUUGGUAUGCUUUUUGCAGCUCCUUCGUUCAUGCUUUUUACUAAUUACCGUUAUCGUCAUUUUUAUCGUUUCUAUUUUCUUUAAUAUUUUAUAAUUAACAAAUGGGAGAAUGUCAUCGACUGGAAUUUUGCACAUCACAUAAAUUUAAAGAAAGCUUUUAUAAUACAAUUUGUUUUUCUAAUGGAUUCAUUUUCUGCACAAAAAUAAUAAGUUAGUCAUUGAAAUGGUAUAAUGGUAGAUCAGUCGAUUUUG
This is a messenger RNA of Trichobilharzia regenti, 666 nucleotides long. The record is from the annotation of a GenBank genome assembly. NCBI's taxonomy places the organism in Eukaryota, Metazoa, Platyhelminthes, Trematoda, Strigeidida, Schistosomatidae.